Messenger RNA from Penicillium alfredii, 411 nucleotides. RefSeq lists its product as uncharacterized. The record is from RefSeq and is a predicted model, not a curated record. The transcript is spliced from 2 exons. Bases 1 to 411 code for a protein of 136 amino acids. NCBI's taxonomy places the organism in Eukaryota, Fungi, Ascomycota, Eurotiomycetes, Eurotiales, Aspergillaceae.
AUGUGGACAUAUGCACAACGUACGCGUGUUGUUGACCUGCCUCUACUGGUUGGUUGCACUACCGUUGGCGAAGACUGGAAGUUCUAUAUUGCCAGUGGAGUGGAGGGGCCGGCUGGUAUCUUGGAAGAAGUACGCAUCUGGGGCCCCCUAUCUGAUCUGGCUGGCCGCACUACGAGCCCCAAGCAUACUACAUCGCUUUUGAGAAUUCUCCGUCGAGUCAUGCUGUACACUGUGGGUCAUCACAAGCAAAGAAUAUUUAUUUCAGAGGCUUGGAUUGCCUAUUUUGGCAAAUUGGCAAGAGAUUGUCGACCCCCGGGGCUUCGGGGCGUGUAUCACAAGAAGUGGAGACCUGGGCAAAGUCGGGGCCAAGGUGUGGGGAUGCAGUUGCUGCCCCGAUCAUCCAGCAGAUGA